Rhododendron vialii is the source of this 3257-nucleotide messenger RNA. RefSeq names its product kinesin-like protein KIN-7F. The transcript is spliced from 14 exons. Gene Ontology annotation, biological process: microtubule-based movement. Gene Ontology annotation, molecular function: microtubule motor activity; microtubule binding; ATP binding. The record is from RefSeq and is a predicted model, not a curated record. Lineage: Eukaryota; Viridiplantae; Streptophyta; Magnoliopsida; Ericales; Ericaceae. The coding region runs from base 178 to 3021 and encodes 947 amino acids.
CAAUUAAAUGAAAAACAAAACCGUCGUCUUCGUCUCCAAACUUAUGUGCCAGCAUGAGACAAAACAGUGAAAAACACAAUUACGGGUGGUGGGUACGUGUUUAUUAGUGGUUAACCCCCAUCAUUAGUUCGUUAAUGCAGAUCAAUCAUUGUGGGUGGCAGAGAGGGAGGUGGAGAAAUGGGGACGAUUGAGGAGAAGAUAUUGGUAUCGGUGCGAUUGAGGCCUUUGAAUGACAAGGAGAUUGCCAGGAAUGAUGUUUCUGACUGGGAAUGUGUCAAUGAAAACACCAUCAUUUUCAAAAAUGCAAAUCUUCCCGUGCCAGAGCGCUCCAUGUACCCAACUGCCUAUACGUUUGAUAGGGUAUUUAGGAGUGAUUGCUCCACGAAAAAGGUGUACCAGGAAGGAGCUAAAGAAGUUGCUCUUUCCGUUGUCAGUGGUAUUAACUCUACUAUUUUUGCAUAUGGACAAACAAGCAGUGGAAAGACAUUUACUAUGACGGGAAUCACCGAGCAUACAUUAGCGGAUAUUUAUGAGUAUAUUGGAAAGCACAGGGAAAGAGAAUAUCAUUUGAAGUUCUCUGCUAUGGAAAUCUACAAUGAAUCUGUCAGAGACCUCCUCAGCACAGAUUCAACUCUGCUUAGACUUCUAGAUGAUCCAGAGAGAGGGACAGUUGUUGAGAAACUCACAGAAGAACCUCUCAGGGACUGGAAUCAUGUGAUGGAGCUCCUUUCCAUCUGUGAAGCUCAAAGACAGAUAGGAGAAACUGCCCUGAAUGAAACAAGCUCCAGAUCUCAUCAAAUCAUUAGACUAACAAUCGAAAGUUCUACUCGGGAAUUUUUAAGCAGGGACAACUCAAGUACCCUUGCAGCUUCUGUGAAUUUUGUUGAUCUUGCGGGUAGUGAGCGUGCAUCUCAGUCAUUAUCAGCUGGCACGAGGCUAAAGGAAGGCUGCCACAUAAAUCGCAGUUUACUGACCCUGGGAACUGUUAUCCGCAAGCUAAGCAAGGGAAGAAAUGGACAUAUUCCUUUCAGAGAUUCUAAACUGACCCGCAUUCUGCAAUCCUCCUUAGGAGGCAAUGCUAAAACUGCAAUCAUCUGUACCAUGAGCCCAGCAAGAAGUCAUGUUGAGCAAUCAAGAAAUACGCUUUUGUUUGCAAGUUGUGCUAAAGAAGUGACUACUAACGCUCAAGUUAACGUGUUCGUGUCGGAUAAAGCAUUAGUAAAGCAUUUGCAGAGAGAGUUGGCUAGAUUGGAGAGUGAACUGAGAGGUCCAGAAUCCAGUUUUGUCGUAUCACAUUAUUCUGCAUUAUUGCAAGAGAAAGAACUUCAGAUUGAUAAGAUGGAAAAGGAGAUUAUAGACCUGACUUUGCAACGAGAUGUCGCUCAGUCUCAAUUUCAGGAUUUGCUACGAUUGGUUGGGGAUGAUAGAGAUUCAAUGAGAUGGGUAGGUUUAAAUAACUAUCCCCACUUGCGUGUUCUGAGAUCACCAGAAUGUGAAAACCCAAUAUUGUCGACAUCCACUGUUGCAGAUCCGCGGUCCUUGGAUGCUGCUGUCAGAACCAUUGAUAGCUAUCAGUACUCUUACAGACAUAGUGAGAGUAGCUCUGAUGAUCAUUGUAUACCACUUCCCGACUUUGAAGAGACCUUUAUGCAGAAUGAUACUUCUCCACGGCUUUUGGUCCCAACUUCUAAGUUUAUUAGAAGCAAUUCUGCACAGAGUUGGGAUGAGAUUGAGGAACAAACUAAUGGAACUUCAGAUGAUUUGUGUAAGGAAGUUCGAUGCAUUGAGAUAGAAGAAUCAAGAACAAACCACAACUCAGAAUCAAGUAGAUCAUCUCCUGAAGAUAACACUGAAAUCUCAGAAUUAUUGAUGCAUGGGCAUGAAGACAAAACAGGUCAGGAAUUCGUUUCAAUGCCCGUAAAGGAAGAUAGAGAGGUAAGGUACAUGGCUCCUCUCAUUGUUCCUUCUCCUGAAAAAUCAUCUCCGUGGGCAUUAGCAAAGUAUACGUGCAGCUCUCAGAGCUUAAAGUUAACCAAAAGUAGAAGUUGUAACGCAAGCCUCCUGACUAGCCCAAGUACACCACGGUUUGAUGAAGUAGGAAAUAACGAGAACACACCACCAAAUGGGUUGGAGAAAGAAUUCACUGGAAGACCUGAAAACAUUCAAAGGAAGCUUUCUGAAUUGAGCUAUUGUGACGAUGUUGAAAGGUUAUCGAGAAAAGGUUCACGUUCUUCAGUUGGGAAUGCUGCUGCUACUGAGGUUGAAGCACAGAAGGAUGAGACUUUACCUCAUGAGACUGUUCCUAGCCUCAAUGCAUGUGUCUCAGAAGUGGAGGAAAACGCUAAAGUUCAGCUAGAGAAGCAAGUUACUGAUAGACCAGUGCACGAGGCUGAACUGAAGUCCAAGGAAUCUGAAAAAACUGUAAAAGAUGUUGGCUUGGAUCCAAUAGAAGAUGAUUCAAUGAUUGUUCCAAAUUGGCCAUCUGAAUUUAAAAGACUACAAAGAGAAAUUAUUGGACUUUGGGAUGCUUGCAAUGUGUCAUUGGUGCACAGAACCUAUUUCUUCCUUCUAUUCAAAGGCGACCCAACAGAUUCCAUAUACAUGGAAGUCGAGCUCAGGAGGCUUUCCUUCUUAAAGGACCGAUUUUCUCUUGGAAAUAAGACUAUCGAAGAGGGUCGGACUCUCUCACCUGCUUCAAGCAUGAAGACUCUCCAACGUGAGAGGGAGACGCUGAGCAGGCAAAUGCAAAAGAGGCUGUCAGAGCAAGACAGGGAGAGCCUCUACCUAAAAUGGGGUAUCAAACUCAAUUCAAAGUAUCGGAGGUUGCAAUUGGCCUCCCAAUUGUGGACCGAUACGCAAGACAUGGACCACAUUUCAGAUAGCGCCUUCAUUGUUGCAAAGCUGGUGGGAUUUGAAGAGCCAGGGCAGGCUCCUAAAGAAAUGUUUGGGCUUAAUUUUGCACCCCAGCCACCAAGAAGAAGAUCUUAUAGUUUGAAGCGUAGUGUGAUAUCCCUUCUCUAAGUUUCUCGGGACUUAUCAUGAUUAUUCGCUAGGCGAUACAUAUUGCUAUCUCUUGAAAAGAUGCGCUUUGAUCUUUCACUGAUUUCCCACUUCUUCUUUUUUUGGGUAAUUCCCCACUUGAUUUUUUCCCCCUACAUUCUUGUAGAAAAUUACUGUGGGAAAGCUUGUAAGAAUUUGCUGAGGCUGGAAACCACUACAUGUAAUCUUGCCUCUUUAGUCUUUUCCAUUGUUUUUCA